GCGACUUUUGAAAACAGACGUAUGUUCUUCGUACUUUCGUCUGCUUUACUGGCCGCGGCUGGUGGUUGAGGAUUUUACUAGUGUCGUAACAUACUUUUAAGUCUUUUCGCAUUACUUUGGGUAUUUGGCACGGAUUAUUACCACGUAAUACUAUCGGAUUUAGUCUUUCUCAUUGCGCCGUUGGUUCGACCAUAUUCAUAGGAACCUUUGUUAAUCAUAUGAACUCUGAGAGCAGCUUACAAGUAACAUUCAUUUCAUAAUAACUGUUAUAAUUUUGUUAUAUAAUAUUCAAUUUGCAUUGUAGCCGUAAUUUGUUACUUUCUGCUCUACUCGUAAUUGACACUGAGGUUCGUAGUGAUAGCUCUUUAUGGUAUAUUGUUGUUAACUUUGUAUAUUGUUAUAUCUUGAAUAAUCUCUUUUCUGGGAUCGAUCGCAAGUGUAACUAGGCGUAAAAGGCUAUCAACUGAUCGCUUUCCAGAAGUGACUUUAUUCAUUUAACUGGGAAAAUUAAUUUAGUUUUCAUUAUUUGACUGAACAGUGUUUAAAGAUAUAAAUGGUCGCCAGUUAACUGUUUGCUUAACAUCAAAUAUUGUGUUUUGUUUUAAACAGCUCAGAAAGAUAAUCGCUUCUGGAUCUCCAUUGUAUCAUAACUUAAAGGGUUGAGUUCCACAACUCGUUAUUCUAGUAAAAGUACAAAGAUCCUUUUUAUUAGUGCACAUUUAACCUUCAAAAUAAUUGAAUGUUCAUUAAGAUGUAUACUUUCAUAUUAAAGCUGUAUCAUUCCUACUUUUUGUAUUUAGAACUAAACAGCUCUUACUCGGCCUCAAAAAAGCAAAUGUUUUCAGUUUGUCGACAGUUUUAUUUCAGCAAAGUCACUUUUGUCGCUCUACCCAGCAAAUAUCAGAGAGCAUUACAUCAUGAGUCAAAACACAAAAUUGAAAAAAUAAAAUUAAGAGAGCCUUUCGCUGUCGUUGCUGGGAACUUGCCGAAGACAGCUUUGAAUGGUGAGCAAGCUUUCAAUUUUUUGAAUGAUGAUGCCAAAGUUUUUAUUCACGGCGGCGCAGCUACACCUACAAUACUUAUUUCGGAAUUUUAUAACUAUGUGAUGGCUAAAAAGCUGAAGAAUAUAUCGGCUUACCACAUUCAUACAGAGGGACCCUUUCCAAUUAUCAAUCCUGAAGCAAGUAGUCACGUCCGAUCUGUGUCACUUUUCACAGGCAGCAAUUGUAGAGAUCCAAUCAAGAGUGGAAGAGCCGAUUAUGUUCCUAUAUUUUUGAGUGAAAUACCACUCCUAUUUCGCAGAAAUAUCAUAAAACUCGACCUAGCAUUACUAAAUAUCAGUCCUCCGGAUGUUAACGGGUAUUGCUCUCUUGGUCCAAGUGUAGAUGUUACUCGUGCUGCUAUUGAGUCGGCUAAGCACCUCGUUGGUCAAAUAAAUCCGAGCUUACCAGUCACUUCUGGAGAUGCCCAUGUACACAUAAGUAACUUCACGUCGAUCAUCCACGGAGAUAUGCCUUGUCACUUUAUGAAUCCACGACAAAUGACCGAAGUUGAAGAUAAAAUCGGCUCAUUGAUUGCAGAUAACCUAAUCGAUGAUGGUGCCACUCUGCAAACAGGUAUUGGGGCAAUUCCAGAUUCAGUCUUAGAUAAGCUUUCCAACCAUCGAAACUUAGGAGUUCACACAGAAAUGUUCUCAGAUGGAAUUAUUAAACUAGUUGAAAAUGGUGUUAUAACAAAUGCGAACAAGGUAGUACGUCCAGGGAAAGUUGUCACGAGUUUUGUCAUUGGUACAGAGAAUGUUUUCAAGUUUUUACAUGAUAACCCAUUGAUUGGCAUCUUAACGUAGUUAUACCAAGUCCGAUUCCGUAGACAUCACUUGUCCAUAAUUUCUUCAGUUCUACCUUGUGCGUAUUUUGAGAAGACAAUUCUCUCUAUUUUUCUCAAAUGAACAGAAAGGAUACUUAUUGUUAAUCGUUCAUAGCCAGUCAGGUUUUAAGAUCUGCUUGUUGUCAACUUACAACUACUCCACAAACUAAAUUACACACCUAUAUUCCAUUUAUUUUUAACCAAGCUUCUCUUAUGUAUUUUCUCUCCACAAACCUCCAAGUUGGAACGAAUUCUGUUUAAAAUGACUAAAGAUUCUCAGAACCAAAGUGUCUGUAUCACUGUUGUGAAAUAACACCUUAGAUUAUAAUUUUUAGUCCCAUCAACAGUUUUAUUCAUAUAGUCUUGUUCUUUUGUUUUGUAUGGAUUAGAAUGAUCUAAGCCAGAAAUGGUUUUAUGAUCACUAACGCGUUUUUUAUUUUCGAUAACACUUGAUAAUGUUUCGAAAUUAACGUAUUUCAGGACUAAAAAGUAGCAUAUUUGUUCGUGUAUUUUGAUACUAGUUAAACGUCUUCUUAAUUCCAAUAAUAUUAUCCAGUUGCUGGAAUUUUAAUGUUUGGGACCAGUUUCAAACAUGUGACCAAAUAUUAAAUGAUCAUAUGUACACGCCAAUAAAUUCUAUUUGUAUUGAAUUCUCUGUAUUAUGGAUUAACUUUAUAGAUUUGGUUCAUUUCAUGCUAUAGAAUAAAGCGGGUAAAGUUCUUUGGAUAGAAUAACAUGAAUUCAUUUUAUUUUUCAAGGUUUUCAUCAGCCGCUUAUAAUGUGCUAUAUUUCAGUACCAAAAUUAACAAUACAGUUUGACAUACAGUGAUAAACAUGGUCAGAAAAGUGACAGUGUGACAACAAUUAAGGGAACGGAAAUAAAGUUAGUUUGCGUAAAAUGUAGGACGAAGCUAAAGUGCAAUGUUUGUUUGCUUAGUUGAUUACAAGAAAAUCAUUUGAUGAGUUCUAUCCCCAAUACUUUGUACUGUCUGCAUCAUAUUAGUAAGAACAUUCUUCUAAUUCACAGACCAGUUCAAUAUAUUCAUUGACAAAAGUAUGAAAUAGGCUUUAUUGGACUCGUCUUUCAGCUUCAUAAAAUAUCAUAUCUUAAAUAUAAAGUCAACAGUAAUAGAAAAUUAUUUAAUACCUUUCCGAUUUUUCCUAAAAAGGAAACUCUUGACAAAUUUGAUUUUUUUUAAAAUCGUAAUUUUAUUUACCUUUUUUUAGCGAAUUGAUGCGCUUUAAUACAUUUCUCUCAGUUUUGUUAGGAAUAACUUGAGGAUGAACUACAGCAUUUUGCUCCAUUUAAAAAUGUAUUAUGUACGAUUUUUAUAGAUGAAACUGUUUCAUACGCAAUCUGUAUCGACUAUGCCAUACAAAAAAUGUAACGUAAAUAUGCCAGUAAUAGAUGAGUGACGAUUAUUUUGUAUCUUGGAGAAACUCAAGAUACGAAUUCACAGUAAACUAACCAUGAAUUAGUCAUGAUUCAUCAGGUGACUUAUUCUAACUUGAUCACAACAGAAUAAAUAUCCAAAUAGUUAAAACCUAUAAAAUCAUGAUCUAUCUUCGUCUAUUAAAAACACUGAUAAACACUAAUCAAAUCAUUUUGCAGAUCCAAAUGAAGUAUCUUUGUGUAACUUUUUUAAUUAGAGUUUAAAUCUGACCUCAUUAUCGUGACUUACUUACCAUGGGUUUCACGUAUAACUUCUGUAAACUGAGUUCACAUGUAAACUAUAAUUGAAAUACCAAAUUUAUGUAGUCAGUAAUCAUCUAGGAAUCAUAACAGUAAUUCUCGGUUUCUAUUUUUUGAAGAAUUCCGUGAUGUGGCCUGGGUUAAUUCACCUUUUGUAAUAGCCCGAAAUCCAAAACCGGUUUCCAUUAAUUCAUGCAUUGAAGUUGAUCUAACUGGCCAAAUUGUAUCCGAUUCUGUUGGCAGUAGAAUCUACUCAGGAUUUGGUGGUCAAGUUGACUUCAUCCGCGGGGCUGCAAUAGCUGAAGAUGGUUUAGGCAAACCUAUAAUUGCUCUUCCAUCUACGACAAAACGUGGUGAAAGUAAAAUUUCUCCAUGUCUUAAACCUGGUGCCGGUGUUGUAACAUCUCGAGCUCAUGCUCACUAUGUUGUCACCGAAUAUGGUAUCGCCUAUUUAUUUGGACGUAGUUUAAGGCAGCGCGCACAUGCUCUUAUUCAGAUUGCUCAUCCAGAUCACAGAGAAUCAUUAGAAAAGGCAUCAUUUGAACAACUCAAAGUAAUUCCAUCAGCUGAUUAGAAAGAAAACUACGUGGUUCCAAAGAGAUAUGUGAAUAAGUGAUAUGUAAAGUAAAACAAGUGAUGAAAUUCUUACAAACAUGCUAUUAAUAAUUUAUGUAAUACUCGUACAUUGUAACAAAUAAUCUUGCGGAAAAUUUAUUUUUAACAUUUAUUCUGUAGUGCUUUUACUAACAUAUGUAUUUUACCACAUUGCUUUAUAAUUGUAUUUAAUUUAUACUUAUUAUUAGUGUUUAAGUUACAUUAUCUUCCAAGUCUCCGGUAUUGUUUGUCAUGCGUAUUUUCUUUACUAUACGAAGAUCGGAGGAGGGUAUGGGGAGCAGAAUAAGUUGCUGUCAGAUUGAAUUGGAGUAGAUAGAUUUUUAUUUCAAUAUUUUUAGGACGAUAAAAGUCUAACGCCCCUUGGCUUUCACCAGUACCAAAAUCAGUGUCACUCAUUGAUUAAAAUUACUAAUACAUAAUAAGUGUUUGAAUGUCAGGCAUUUACAGACUUGUUAUUUACCCCUACUAAAGUCUAUUGUUAAUGCGCUAGGCCACCUACUGGAAUUGGAUUUAUUAUUCGUGAUACAGAAAACAUUUUGUGUAAUAUUGCUACACCAAUAGUAAAUUAUUACUUCUUCAUAAUUGGCUAAAUUAAAUUUACGAGUUCAAAAAGAGCAUUAUGUUAAUUCAACAUUGCUACUUAUAUAAACUAGUUGAUAUUCGUUAGCAUGUCAUAUCAGCAGUCUUACGGGAA
Molecule: messenger RNA, 4868 nt
Organism: Schistosoma bovis
Lineage: Eukaryota; Metazoa; Platyhelminthes; Trematoda; Strigeidida; Schistosomatidae
Source: the annotation of a GenBank genome assembly